ACUUCGAUAAUGUGUUCAUGAGAAACGUAAAAGAAAAACAGUAGUCUUGAUUAGUUGAUAUCCAGAUUUUUUCUUCGAUUUAUUAUGCAGCAACAUGAGCAUUAAAGAUUGAAAAAAAAAUAUGUCGGACUCACCAUACAAACUAAUUUAAAUGUAGUGAAAUUUUAAUGUUUUCACGUACACAAAAAAUGACCGACGCAAUCAGGAAGCAGAAAUGUUUAAUAUGAUCGCGACAAUUAGAGUGUUCUUAUUCUGCACGAUUUCGAUUACCUCACAGAUUCUUGGAAUUUGGUGCUACCUUGUAAAAUCAUCAAUAAUUCGAUUAUGAUCUGUGCGAGGAUACGUAUCUGAUCUUACUCCAAAUCAAGUUAACUAUCGCUCAAGGUAUCACCACGAGAUUAUCCAAAAGAGAUUUACCGUUCGCAAGUGAAAGAUAAAUUUGCAUUCCAAAGUGUGCCUGGGAGAAUCUUUCCGAAUACAAGAGAAAUGGCGUUGGUGAAUUUCAGUUUGCCAUAUCAGUCGGUUACGAUGGCACCGUUUCUUUACGCGAGCUCAACCGAGGGCUACACGACUGCUCAUAGUCUUCAUUUGAACACCAUGUCACGAUCGGGAUCUACGAUGAUCGGUUACGAUGAACAAGAAAGCUUUCGUAAGGAGCCCUAUACUCCACCGAUUAGGUACCAUCAACAUCAAGGUGGUCAAUCUACGCAGAAGAAUCAUGAGGUUUAUAUGGAACACAUGUCCUUUUCAACACAAGAUACCCUUUACAAUAUGUAUAACCAGGAUCUUAGAAGCACGCGAUCAAGGCAUCAACAACAAAUAAGACCGCCAUCGCUUCCCUCAUCAUUUCAGUAUCAGCAAUCGCCUAAACACAUUAAAACUCGAAUAGAAGAUCAACAAAAUCAGCCAGAAAGACCUAUCGGGUUCUGCAAGGGAGCUGUGGGGAAGAACCGACGCAAAUCGGGAGGCACUUCGCUUCGUUCUAAGGUUCCUAACGAGCCGGGAGUUGAAUGGAGGACGAAGUGGAAACCUCAACUCGUGCUCCGCUAAACGAACACACGAGUCGAAUAUACUUAAUUUAAAGGUCCUAAACUGGAUCAGUGUGCCGGGGCGCACUUUAACCAGAUGUGCCAGUACGUCCUGGCUUUCAUGGAACUGGCUUAAUCCAAGUGUUUGGGGAGAAGGCGAAGUGCAACCGCGAGAGAGCUUACAAUAAAUACAAGGAGAUGUUUUUCAAAUUAACAAACGUGUGUUUAAUUUAAUAAUAAU
Acromyrmex echinatior (Panamanian leafcutter ant) is the source of this 1269-nucleotide messenger RNA. It is a transcript of the gene spz3, whose product is annotated as Spaetzle domain-containing protein 3. Gene Ontology annotation, cellular component: extracellular region. Gene Ontology annotation, molecular function: growth factor activity; Toll binding. The record is from RefSeq and is a predicted model, not a curated record. Gene Ontology annotation, biological process: innate immune response; central nervous system formation. Lineage: Eukaryota; Metazoa; Arthropoda; Insecta; Hymenoptera; Formicidae.